Melitaea cinxia (Glanville fritillary) is the source of this 670-nucleotide messenger RNA. RefSeq lists its product as uncharacterized. The transcript is spliced from 5 exons. The record is from RefSeq and is a predicted model, not a curated record. The coding region runs from base 50 to 583 and encodes 177 amino acids. Lineage: Eukaryota; Metazoa; Arthropoda; Insecta; Lepidoptera; Nymphalidae.
CAAUAAUUUUAAUGUUUUUUCGAAAUUGUAUGGACCAAUAUAUUUACUUAUGGUUAAAAUGCUCAGUGAUCCGAGAUACACAGAAUCCAAUAAUGGCUAUUGUUGGUUUGAACUCAUGCAAAUAUAUGAUAAAAUCUCUGACUGUAUAUAUUUUUUUAACAAAAUCUACGCGAAGCAGAUUUUCUUAAUGUUCAAUGAAUGGCUCAUAACCACGCUACUUACGAUUUGUAGAUCUAUUUCACCGACUUAUAAGAGUACUCAUAAAGUCAGGACGGAUUUGUACUUUUAUGCCUUCUCAAAUAUUCGGUCACUGCUUCUAACUGGAAUCAGCGAAAGACUUAUUCAAGAACGAAGAAAAACUCAACUGCUUUUGGAACAUAUUUUGAUUUACAAUGAUUUAGAUCCAGAUUACCGCAGUCAGGUCAAAACCAUGUUAGCUUUAGUACAUACAAGACAACUCCAGUUAUCAGCAGUCGUAUGUUCCGUUAAUUUUCCAAUUAUGAUCACAUUUGCGGCUCGAAUUGUAUCUUAUACAGUUCUAAUGAUACAAAACUUCUACAUGAAAUUACUAUUGAAGAAUUGAAUUAUACAUUAAUGAUCUUCCGGAUUUGAUAAAAAGUUGAUAUGUUAAAAAAAUGUUCACUAAUAAUAAUUAAAAUUAAUCUGGAAA